AUGGCGGUCGGAGCUACCAGAAAAAUAUCAGCCGCCUCUGCCAGGGCUCACACUGAAAAUCCAACACCAAAGCUUCUUCUCAAAUUUCAGGCAAUCAUCUCGUUUCCUCAAUUUGCACGCUCUCAUUUCUAUUUUUUCCGAAUUAACGAAAUAUUGGAUCCUCAUCAAACUACUGUUAGUUGGCUGGUUGGUUUUCUAGCUUGGGCUUAUCAAGCAGUAAGGCCUCCUCCACCAAAGACAAGUGGCUUGCAAUACGGGCCUCCCGUUACCGCAUCUAGAGUACAGCUCAAGGACGGGAGGUACUUGGCUUACAAGGAGUCUGGUGUGCCGAAGGAUGUAGCAAAACACAAAAUAGUGUUUAUCCAUGGAUUUGAUAAUUGCAGGCAUCAUGUUUCUGCAAUGACGGCUAACCUCUCCCCUGACAUUGUUGAAAGUAGAGGCAUAUACAUUGUUUCGUUUGAUAGACCUGGUUAUGGAAAGAGUAGUCUUCACCCUACCCGGACUGUUAAGAGCUUAGCUUUUGACAUUGAGGAGCUUGCUGAUCAAUUGGAACUACAACCUAAAUUCUAUAUUAUUGGAUUUUCCAUGGGUGGACAGGUUGUCUGGAGCUGCCUUAAGUAUAUACCUCAUAGACUAGCUGGAGCUGCUCUAUUAACACCAGUUGUGAUUGGAUAUGAAGAGACACUAACACAUGGUAAUAAUUUGCAACAGGUUUUCAAUAGAAUUAUUUAUCUACUAUACAAGUCGAGUAUUUGA
Molecule: messenger RNA, 756 nt
Organism: Salvia splendens (bonfire salvia)
Lineage: Eukaryota; Viridiplantae; Streptophyta; Magnoliopsida; Lamiales; Lamiaceae
Exons: 4
Coding region: 1-756 (251 amino acids)
Source: RefSeq, a predicted model, not a curated record